Messenger RNA from Macadamia integrifolia, 3549 nucleotides. RefSeq lists its product as uncharacterized. The transcript is spliced from 5 exons. Bases 1 to 3549 code for a protein of 1182 amino acids. The record is from RefSeq and is a predicted model, not a curated record. NCBI's taxonomy places the organism in Eukaryota, Viridiplantae, Streptophyta, Magnoliopsida, Proteales, Proteaceae. Gene Ontology annotation, molecular function: nucleic acid binding; RNA-DNA hybrid ribonuclease activity.
AUGGCGGAAUUUGCUGCUUUCUUUCAUGGUCUGCAUCAUGCCAGAAUUAUGGGUAUUGAAAAUCUUUGGAUUGAAAGUGACUCCAAUGCAGUGGUUACUUGCACUAGAAAUCAAGGAAUUCCAUGGUGUUUUGAACAACAAUGGUUAUUUUACAAGAAAUAUCUGAACGAGACCAAUUGGACAAUCUCUCAAUGUUACAGAGAAGUCAAUGUGGCUGCUGAUAAGCUUGCAAAAAGUGGAGCUGGAACUAUGGCAUCAGCCUCAUGGCUAACUCCUCCUGAUUUUGUUUUCUCAGAGAAGACCCAAAUUUCGGUUUAUGACUGUUCUCAACAGGUCCUUCCUCGGUUUGCCUCUGACCAUUCCCCUCUGCUUGUGGUCUCAAGUAGCAGCCAGCGCCCUCCAAAUUGCCCCUUUCGAUUUAAUAAUUUUUGGACGGAUCAUGAGGACUUCGAUAGGGUUGUAGCUGAAUCCUGGGCGGAGUGGGUUCCAGGGUCACCUAUUUUAUCCCUAAUGUCUAAACUCAAGCGGCUCAAAGGGGCGUUAAAAGGUUGGGAGAAACUGACCUUUCCCCAUUUUGAAAGGGAUCUCGACGAGGCAAAGAAAAAUCUCGCCCACGUGCAGGAGGAGAUUGACAGUAAUGGGUUGUCGGAUCAACUGUUCCGAAUGGAGGCUGAUGCUAAAACGGCUCUUCUCAAGGCGCAAGAUAACCAUGAAAAGCUUUGGGCAGAAAAGGCGAGACUCAGGUGGUUGACUUAUGGGGACAGAAAUUCUAAGUUUUUCCAUCUAUCUGCUAAAAUGCGAAGAAAUAGAAAUACUAUCCGAUCCCUCAAAAAACAGGAUGGGUCAAUUGUGGAAGGGCAAACUAAUUUGGGUGAGUAUAUUGUGGAAUUCUAUGAGGGAUUUCACAAAAAUGCUCCAACAGUCGAUCAUCUUGAUCUUUUGGACAGCAUUCCGAGGGUUCUCCAACAAGUAGACAUAUUUCAUCUAGACUCUCUUCCUGGUAAUGCAGAGAUCAUGAAGGCGGUCUGGGCGCUUGAUCCUGAAAGCUCGCCUGGCCCAGACGGCUUCUCUGGAAAAUUUUUCAGGAAGUGUUGGAGCAUUGUGGAAGGUGAUGUUUGUAAUGCGGUGAAAGCCUUCUUCAGGACUAGUCGUAUGCCUAAAGGUGUUAACAAUACUUUCCUUAUUCUGAUCCCUAAAGUGGACGGAGCUGAGACUCUGGACAAGUAUCGACCAUUGUGUAUGAGCAAUUUUUUCUGCAAAAUAAUUUCUAAGGUGUUGGCUAUGCGCUUAGAGAGAUUUCUCCCCAUGCUCAUUUCGGAAGAACAGGGAGCUUUUCAAAAAGGGAAGCUGAUCCAUGACAACAUUAGUGUGGCAUCCGAGUUGGCGAACUUGAUGUACUCUGCCACGAGAGGGGGUGGCCUUGGUCUAAAAAUAGACAUCAGAAAGGCAUACGAUACGAUUUCUUGGUCUUUCCUCUUUAAGGUGAUGGAAAAAUUUGGAUUCUCAGAAAAUUGGAUCACAUGGCUGCAUCAACUAUUGGCUUCAACUAAGAUUUCUGUUCUUGUCAAUGGAGGCCCGCAGGGCUUCUUUGGCGUGGAGCGAGGAUUGAGACAGGGAGACCCUAUAUCCCCCUUGCUUUUUAUCAUGGCGGAAGAGGUUCUCUCUCGAGGCCUGACGAGAUUGACCCACCAAAAAGAUAUUAUGCCCAUUUGUGGCCCUAAAGGCGUUGUAACCCCUGGACACAUCUUAUUCGCCGAUGAUAUCUUUAUCUUCUCGAAUGCUUCAUCCAGGUAUGUGGCUAACCUUAAAAAUUUUCUUAUGAAAUAUCAGGAGUUCUCUGGUCAACACAUCAGCUUCGAGAAAAGCAAGCUCUUUCUAGGGAAAAUUUCUCCAACUCGUAAGCAAGCCAUCGCUGAGACUUUGGGCAUCCCCAUUUGCAGCUUUCCAACUCGAUACCUUGGUGUUGAGAUAUUCAAGGGAAGAAUCACAAAGGAGGCAUUUCUGCCUGUGUUGGAUAAAGUAAAGGGGCGCCUUGCUGGAUGGAAAGGUAAACUUUUGUCGAUGGCGGGCAGGGUGGAGUUGGUUAGAUCAGUCAUAUCCGGUAUUCCUAAUCAUAAUUUUGGGAUCUAUUGGUGGCCCUCUGCUCUCCUUGUAACCAUGGAAAGAUGGAUGAAGAACUUCAUCUGGACAGGGGAAGUGGAUACCUCAAAACCAAUUACAGUGAAGUGGGAGUCUGUUUGCAAACCGAAGGAAGAAGGGGGUUUAGGUAUCAGAAGACUCAGAGACACGAACAUGGCAAUGCUGUGUAAAUUGGUAUGGAGAAUAAAGCAUGAGAAAUCUGCUGCCAAUUCCUUUCUUAGAGCCAGAUUUGUGAAAAAAGAUGGGUCAUUUAAUAGAGGUUGUCGGCCGUCGUCUAUUGCUCUGGGCAUCAGAAAGGUGUGGAAGACUGUGGAGGCAAACGAACGUUGGAUUAUUGGGAGAGGCGAUCUAGCAAAUUUCUGGAAAGACAAAUGGUGGGGCCCUAGGUCUAUUCUUGAGGAGAUUCAGACUCCUGACCUCCCUCCCCUCCCUUGCAAUGCUAAGGUUUGUGAUUUCAUCAGGAAUGGCGAAUGGUCACUUCCAGAGGUCCGCUCUCACUCUCUCAGACAAAUUUUCCUUGCAAUUAAAGAGGUGAAGAUUCCCAGUGCCCAAAUUGAGGACUUAUGUAUAUGGCAGCUAUCUCCUCUUGGUUCUUUUACUACAUCGUCAGCGUGGGAGGAUAUUAGAAGAGUUGCUCCGGCAGUGCAUUGGAACUCUUUGGUUUGGCACAAUAACCUCCCUCCAAGAAUUGCUACUUUUGGAUGGCGACUAGCUCAUGAGAGACUUCCAACGGACGAGCUUAUAAGGAAAAAAGGAAUUUUCCUAGUCUCUCGAUGUAGCCUCUGUGAGCAGUACGAAGAAAGGACUUCUAAGGGUGAAGUGAAAUCGAUUGCUGAUAUUAUGUGUUGCAGAAAACUGGGGCUGAAGAUUGAUAACCCAAAGAUUGUGCCGCCGCUGGAAGUUCAUUGGUCUGAAUUUAGCGCUGUCAUGGAAGCAAUAUUGGUUGCUAUGAAUAUGAACGCAAGGGGCUUGUGGAUCGAGUUGGACUCCGCAGCUGUAGUGGCUGCAACUCAGAAGAUGCAUAUCCCUUGGUUUGUUUUACAAAAAUGGCGGUUUGCUCUCCCAUUCCUUCAGUCCAUUACAUGGAAAAUCACCCACUGCUUCCGUGAGGCGAACACUGUGGCAGAUUUUUUGGCAAAGAAGGCAGCAAAAUCGGGAGCCUCUGACUACUCCACCACUUUUCCCAGUCAUCCUCUAGAUGCAGCCGUCGUCGAGGGUGUGCUCGGAGCAAUUGAGGAUGGAGUAGUUGACCAGAAGGCGCAGGAUGCUGUCCAGCUUCACUGGAGCAUCUGGAUAGUGUGUGGGCAGGUAAGCAUUGAUCUUCAAAGGUUUGUGCCCUUGCGGCUGGCCUUGGCACCGAUUUCAGGACCAUGGGUAGCUAGAAGCUGGCCAAUUGCAUGGCGUACAUAA